This is a messenger RNA of Monascus purpureus, 2395 nucleotides long. The record is from the annotation of a GenBank genome assembly. Lineage: Eukaryota; Fungi; Ascomycota; Eurotiomycetes; Eurotiales; Aspergillaceae.
GCAUUAAUUCUAAUUACUUGUUCGCUUCUGAUUGCUGCCCUUGUUGUUUUGUUUUCCAUUGGCCGUCCUGCGGUUGCGGUUGCGGAUGAUCAGCCUUGCAUCCGUCAGUAUCAUAAUAUUAUAUGAAUCCAAUUCCAGACUCAUACCAUACCAUACUACUCCUGAGGAACCCAAUACUGUACUUCCCCACUGCCUCCUCCCUGGUUAAGAGGCUGUCAGGGACUUCUUCCUUCACUGCCUUGACAUCCCCUGCUGGUUAGUGCUUUCCCUACGAUGCUGCUCACCUUGAAGCCCUUCGUCCAGAACGGUGUGAAAAGCCUCUAUGAAUAUUCCGCUAUUCGACCAUCCAUGCCAACUCCACAGUCUUCCCCGCGACAGGGCCCCCCUGAUCGCUCCUCCACUAUUGCAAGUGCAACACCUUCCCAGCCGUCAUCAGAUUCUUCCGUGAGCUCAUCCGACAAGCCAUGCCCUCAGACGCCAUCAAUGAUUCUCCCGCCACUUGAUGCUGGCCGUCCCACCUCGGCCACAACUGCUCCAGGCAGCCAGCUUCCCCCACCCCCGCUUCAAUGGCAAAACGCGGAUGAGACAAUGCGACUGUGGCUUCAGGCAAAAUCAGAGGAGGAUCGGAGAAGACAGGAAGAGGAGAAGACGCGGCAAGAGUCACUGCGGUUGGAACGUCGUAAGAUCGAAUGCAGCAUGCUCCAGAGAUCCCUCGAAGCCGGAGUUCCAUUGCAUAUCAUCCCGCUGAUCUUCACGGAGACUUGCGGAGGACCCAAUGGCAAUAAUAGCCUGUUGCAAUUGAUCCCGGAGUUUUCACCCGCCAGUGGUCGGGCUCCGAAUCGUGCCCCGUCGUUUUCAAUACCGCGGAGCCGACAAGAUUCGUGGCCUAACACGUCGCCCCCUUCAUAUGCGACACCACCACCACUGACACAGCAGCAGCAACAGUUACCACCAUUGCGAUCGCACAGAGCUUCUGAACUUGCUCCGCCUGUACCUAUUGAACCGUUCGGAUGCUUUUCAUCAGGCGACCCUACAAACCCUUCAACACAUAAUCCAUCUCGGAGUGAAAUCGUUGGAGUCCCCGGGCAAGAUAUGCCUAUGAACUCAGACACUGCCCAGCACCCUCUGAGAUCCUCAUUACCACUUCCACAGCCACAAUCGGUUUCCAUGAAGUCGGAAAUCAAAACCCCGAAAAUCUCACCAGCCAUCCAUUUCCAGCACUGGGUUCCGCCUGAUCGAGUGCCUUCCAAUGGUAGGCAACGAAAGGAGGCCUCUUCUCACUUUCAUUCGCGUCGGACAUCGCUUGGACAGAAAAGGAAGUCUGAAGAGCCUCAUCAACCCGUUCCUCCGCCGUCAUCCUUUUCAUGAAGCAUUCAGAACCAAAUCAGGAGUACCGUCUACUAGAAUAGCAAUAACAGUAGUGACAGCAACUAGUCGAAGCUAGUUGGCUAUCUCAUCUCGUCAGUGAUGCCAGUGCCAUCUUUCAUGCCGCCCCACUCGAGAAGUGCAUUGGACAAGCCUGGUGCAAUUGACUCCGACGGAAGACAGACGUGAAUACCAAGAGACUGGCUUGUGAACGGCCCAAGAGGGAGAAGGAAAUAUGGUUCCAUGAAAACCAAGGAAUAUGAUCCUACCUUACCGGGUCCUCUACCCAAUCAAACCUGUGAAAAACCACAUUUUAUUGAUAGGUACAUCCAUUGAAAACUUAUUGCCGCCUCCAGUAUUCCUGGAAAUGAGACCACUGAAAUAUAACGAUGCUCAUGCGCACAUAUGCAGUCAUUACAGUGCAACCCCUUGAUUUAGAACAUGGAGUCAAGAGGACCCGUCUAUUCAGUGAACCUGGAAAAAGACCAGGCAGAUGGAGAAUAAAUACCGAUUCCCCACAAGGACCUCAUGUAUGCCACUAUGCAGCCUGUUUAUCCCAUCAUCACAGAGAUUUUCCCCUUCUGGAUGACACCACUUUCAUGAGGGUACUCAGGGUGAUGCUCAGUGCGUAUUUCUCAUCAGGGUCUGCUUAGUGUUCAAUCACGUGACAGCAUGAGCUGCGGGUAACUGGAUCGGGUAUCAGCUCGGCGCAGGCCGGAGAAACCUCGCCCCAGGUAGAGAAUUUCUGACUAAGCUCUCCACCUGGGCUGAGCUUUCGCUUAACUUAUGCUAGGCUUAUUCUCCCACCAUUACUAUGCUCCGAAUACCAUACCCAAUCCCGACCCUUUCAACGGCGAAUAUCUCCACAACAAACAUGAUUUUACGGUCGGACUUUUGAUAAAAUUAGAGCUUAUAUAUUUAUAUAGCUAGCGUCUUUAUUUUUUAGCAAAAUAUAGAGAAUUGGUGGCUGCUAAUGAGUUGGAUAGUAGCAGGGGUCAAGGGUUGAGCAGGGAGAUGUCGCCAUUCUGUC